This is a messenger RNA of Paramuricea clavata, 3918 nucleotides long. Lineage: Eukaryota; Metazoa; Cnidaria; Anthozoa; Malacalcyonacea; Plexauridae. The record is from the annotation of a GenBank genome assembly.
AUGUAUGAGAGUUUUGUCAGGGAACUGUCCGAGAAGUGGCCGGAAGAGAAGAUCGACCAUUCUUCAAAAGCAACCAAAUUCAACUUUCUUGAACAUCGCCUCGUAACAGAACCGUCGAGUAGGUCAAGGGGCGGCAUUAAUUUAGCCGGGGAGAAAAGGAGAACAGCAUUUCAAACCCCCCGACUUUAUAUGCUUCAAACUGUCGAUACAAUGGAACCAGAUUAUCUUUCUAACUGAAGACAUUCAAUUUGUUGUCAAGCUAUGACCUUAGGCUGGGGCCUCUGGAAUGAGGAAAUGAAGAAAAGUUUUACUUUACGUAGUAAUGUACUACGGUUAGAGAGUUAUUUUAGUGUGUGCUAGGGCAAUUAUUUUUUAUCCACUUGAUAAACAGGUGGCGGCUUUCAGUGUAAGGCUUUCACAGUUUCACUAAGCACUAUCGUAUCAGGCGGUACUCACUGCAGUUCAGUAUCAAAGUGAGAGAAUAAUCUAAUUUUUUCCAUUUAUAUGAGUAGUCUUGAAGGCAAACACAUUAGCCUAGUCCCAGGUCCCAGGCCUUCUCGCGUGACUGGAUCGGUUUUGAACCGGCGGGAGAAUGCGGGAGAAGGCUUAGCGAAAUUUGUCAACUUGGCCUUCUCCGAUCGGACCGAUCCUGUAAUUUGACACCCAUCAAAUCUACGAUACACCCUUUCGAUAAUUACGGCAUUUGCUCUGGGAGCCUCGCUCUCACGAAUCGUGAGCCAAUCACCUUGCGUAAUUUACUAAUGAGAGCGAGGCUAAAAUCAAAAAGUAUGUGUGAUAUGCACCUCGACAUUUCGUGCCUCGGUCACAACCACUGUCACAACCUACGCGUCUGCGGAUAACAAUGAACUCUACUGGAUAAUUGUUAAAGAUCCUGUGAUACCCAUGCUGAUCAUACAAUGUUACCAUUUAUCCAACGCUACCCCUGUAUGUAUCUCAUUAUCAAGUAUCAUCCCAAAACACCCCACAGCAAUCCAAAAUAUCCCCAACAUUCCACAUUUCCACGUCUAAAGAGCAAAGUACAAUCAAGAACGUCUGAUUUCCUGCACGACUGCACGUACUGCACGUACUAUAACUUCAAAUUCAAACCACAAAAUGUCCGGUAAGUUUCACCCAUUUUGUCCAUUUUAUAAUACAAUUACUAUUUCCUAAACCUUUGUAUUCUUUUCAGGUAAAAACCCAUUCUCUAAACAUCUUAAAACCGUCGAAGUAAACGGCAAAAAUCUUCAAUUUUUCGAUCUUGCGAGUUUAGAAGACGAACGAUAUGGUAGGUUAUAUAAAACAAAAACUCAUUGUUGCGUUUAUUCAAAUUAUUUCUAUAAAGUCUGUAACUGCCACGGUUCUAGUAUUAUAAUGAAACCUUAAACCGCUUUAUGAUUCGAUUCGGUCUAAAUUUUACUAUGUUCAUAUAAAAUGUUACCCCUUUUUUGUUUGUAUAUAAAGUUUGUAUUUUUAUAUAGUACCCUGUUACCCCAGGGCUAAAAUUUAUUUAAUUAAUAACCUACACAAAUUGUUACACAUAUUAGACAUUCGAGGUUUAUCACAGGACAGCACAACAACACAUAUGAAAUUCGUUAAUACUAAAAAAGAUACAUAAAUUCUGUCUAUUUUAGGUUGUAAAAAGCACUCAAUGGGAUUAUAUAAUACACAUAAAUACGGAUUUAAUUAAUUAAACAAUUUGCAUUCCACAGGGUCAUUAUGUCACGUAGAAAAUACCUGGUUUAGUUCAGUUUAAUUAGUUUGUCACAAUUUACAUAAUUUAACAAGUUCACUACAAGGAAACUUUACAUAAGAAAAGAAAAAAAUAUUGCAAAACAAUGAAUGAAACAAACAUAAGAUUACAAAACAAACAUAGAUGUGACAGGAGAAAGGAACUUUUUUCACAGGAAAAAAUUGUUCUUCCAUUACAGUAAUGGGUUUUUGAAUGAAGAUUGAACACUAGCUCAGUUUUUACAUUGAUAGUAUACAUGGUAAAUAUUUAAAAACCAUUCAAAACCCAUUAAAGGAAACCAUUCAAAAUCCAUUAAAGGAAAAUGGAAAAUUUUUCCUGUAUUUUGUUUUAAUUACCUAUUUAUCACUUAUUUACUGAGACCGAGGGAACACUGCUUUCACGAGGUCUCAGUAAAUAAGUGUUAAUUAAACACUAACUAUAUAACAAUUCCUAGUAAGAGAUACUAAACACAGUCAGGAGGCCUAUAUGUAUGUGGUUAAAUAUAAGUUUUAAGUUUAUUUUUGAAAACAGACACAGAGUUUGAAAACUAUUGGGCAUCUCCCUUGAUUGAACUUAGAAUGGAUUUCCACUUACAGAGAAAUGUUUUGCCGUUGAUAUAUUUCGCUUGAUUUCUUUUGAAUUGUGACCAUCUGAAUAAAUCGGUUCUACUUGACUGCUCAACAAUUCUAAAGAAAUUGUGGGGGAAAUUUCGACAGCGAAAUUUUUCUUGAAAUUUAUAAAAUUGUUCACAUCAGGCGUAAAAAAAAAAUACCUGUGGUUCUGGUUUCAUAUCGCGAAAAAAUUAGGGUCGAUAGGUCGGAAAUAAUUUUUUUUUUUAAAUAUUUUUUUCAUGGUUUUUUCAAUAAUUAGUGUGACAACAGACGCCAUUUUGGCAGUAGCCCGCAACCACCCGGAGAAAAUAGGGUCACACGGUCAAUCGCAUUGAAAAAAUAAUAGGGUUGGCAGAAAAAAAUAGGGUCGGUCGGGAACCGGAACCACAGGUAUUUUUUUUUUACGCCUCACCAGUAAUUAUAUUCUAAUAUUCUUGUGAAUUUCUAUACGUUUUAGGCUUGGGCGGUUUACCGAUUUUUCGUUUUUUUUCGGUUUUAUUUUCAAACCGGUUUUUUCGGUUUAGCUUUUACAAAAACCGGAAAACCGUCAUUACGUAAUUGUUUACUGUCAUCGCCUGAAACUCGAUCUUAAUUCUCAAAACAUGACACUAAUUAAACACAAUUACAUGACACUAGAUACAAAUUCUAUUCUUUUUCCGUAAAGUCGGUAAGAACUAAAGAGGUAUAAGUUUUCAAAUGCGUUCUUGACCCUUUUAUUUUAAAACUGAAGUCGUUUUAAGUUACCUUUGCACAAUUUUGCAUUUUGUCAUGUACUGUUCGUUUGCUUAUGUCAAAAAAAAUACCACAAUUCUUCCUCAUUCAGUUGAAGUAAAAAUUAAAGGGAAAAACCGGUUUUACCGGUUUAGAAGCAGACGGUUUUUCGGUUUUAAUUUUAAGCAAAACCGCCCAAGCCUAAUACGUUUUCUAUAUUUCUUUCUUUCAACAACAAAAAGUCUUUUUCUUGCUCACCCCCUUGUUGCUUGGCAACAUCCCUUUUUUGAGCGCUUUUCUAUUUUAUUCCUAGGUGUAUAUUGAAUGAUGUUCAUUAAUGUUCCGACAUCACAAUAUUAUAUGAUAAGAAACAUACUUUUCUGUGCGCUUUUCAGAUAAGCUGCCAUACUCUAUUCGUAUUCUAUUGGAAUCUGCAAUAAGGAACUGUGAUGAAUUUCAAAUCACGCUGAAUGAUGUUGAGAAGAUCUUAAAUUGGGAGAAAAGUCAACAUGAUGCUGUGGAAAUACCAUUUAGACCUGCUAGGGUUAUCCUUCAAGAUUUCACGUAAUUUACGUUUGCUAUUUCUAGACUAACCCAUCACAGUAAGCUGCAGUAUGCCAACCCUUUCUUUUAAUACCUUCUGAUGUUGGAGUUUAAGUAAUAAAUAAAUAGGAUGUAUUAAAUGUUUAAAUUUUUUCAAGUAGUAAAAUUUUGUAAUUUUGUAGUGGUGUGCCUGCAGUGGUUGACUUUGCUGCAAUGCGUGAUGCCGUCAAAAGAUUGGGAGGUGACCCUGCUACAAUAAAUCCACUAUGUCCUGUUGAUCUGGUUAUUGACCAUUCGGUACAAGUUGAUGUGUCUAGAAAGUGA